AUGUCUACCCAAGAUGUUAUCGAAUCUAAUUUUGUCGAUGAUGUUGAUUAUGUUCAUUCAACACAUACACAAGAGGCACAAUCUCUAGGAAAUACAAGAGAUGAAAGUGAGAGUAAAAGUACUAAAAGAAAGAGAACAUCUCCUGCAUGGGAUCAUUUUACAUUGCAAAAAAUUGAUGGUAAACUGAAGGUAGUUUGUAACCAUUGUGGGAGGAAAUUAGGGGGAGAGAGUAGUAAUGGGACUAAACAUUUGUUUGCUCAUGUGAAAAGAUGCCCAGUAAUAAAGGAACAACUUGCCAUGAAUCCUAAUCCUAAUGCAAGUCCUUCAGUCACAACUUACAAUUUUGAUCCUGAACUAGGGAGAAAAAAGUUAGCUCAAAUGAUCAUUUUACAUGAAUACCCUUUAUCGAUGGUGGAGCAUAGUGGUUUUAUAGACUAUUCAAAUACUCUUUGCCCUAUGUUUAAAAUGUUGUCAAGGAAUACAAUUAGGUCUGAUAUUUUGAAAAUGUACAAAGUUGAGAAGGAAAAAUGUAGCCAAAUUUUGGAGAAUAAUAGAAGUAGAAUAGCUAUAACCAUUGAUAUGUGGACUGCCAAUCAUCAAAAGAUGGGAUAUAUGACUGUGACAGCUCAUUUCAUAGAUGACUCUUGA
This is a messenger RNA of Humulus lupulus (European hop), 648 nucleotides long. Its product is annotated as zinc finger BED domain-containing protein DAYSLEEPER-like. Gene Ontology annotation, molecular function: DNA binding. The record is from RefSeq and is a predicted model, not a curated record. NCBI's taxonomy places the organism in Eukaryota, Viridiplantae, Streptophyta, Magnoliopsida, Rosales, Cannabaceae. The transcript has a single exon. Bases 1 to 648 code for a protein of 215 amino acids.